Olea europaea var. sylvestris is the source of this 498-nucleotide messenger RNA. RefSeq names its product phytosulfokines 3-like. The coding region runs from base 109 to 339 and encodes 76 amino acids. Gene Ontology annotation, molecular function: growth factor activity. The record is from RefSeq and is a predicted model, not a curated record. Lineage: Eukaryota; Viridiplantae; Streptophyta; Magnoliopsida; Lamiales; Oleaceae. Gene Ontology annotation, cellular component: extracellular region. The transcript has 2 exons. Gene Ontology annotation, biological process: cell population proliferation.
UAAAGUUCACACCAGUACGCCUCUCUAUAUAAAUCGACUCCGACGCAGAGUCUUUUUUACGUUUCAAUCUCAACAACUUCAUUCAGUAAGCAAAAUUUAAGGAAAAAAAUGUCUAAAAUUACUAUUGUAUUCGUAAUAGCACUCCUCUUUUUCUUCACUCUCUCAUCCGAUGCACGCCCCGAUCCAGCAGUGAAAAUCCAGUACGAGGUUGGUAAGACACAGACACAGCAUGUUGAUGUGGAAGAAAGCUGCAAGGGCGUUGGUGAAGAAGAAUGUUUGAUGAGAAGGACCCUGGCUGCUCAUCUUGACUAUAUCUAUACCCAGAAUCAUAAGCCAUAGAUUUUCAAUGUUCUUUUCCUUUUCCUUAUCAGCUGUAAGCUUGUAGAAAGUACAAUCUGUGUCUGAACAGUUGCAGAACGUGCUACUGAUAAAGUAUAUCUAUUAUGAAAAUGGUGACUGCGUAUCUAAUUUGAUUCUGUUUUUUAUGUUUUAGUUGAA